AAGGGCGCCCGCCCCGCCGGUUGCCAUGGGGACAGGACGCGGCCUCCUCGCAGCUGCUCGGCGCUUGGCUGAAAUGGGCGAAAGGACGUACAACCCCUCCGUGCUGCUCCACAACUGGUUCGAGGACAUCGCCUUGGAUCAGGAUGUUAUUAAAGACUUUAUUAACAGGAGAGAACGUGGUGAGCUUUUGAUGCAGAAGCUUGGAUCCUUUAAAGAUGAUCUGCUGAGUAAGACUGAGCUUGCCAAAAGUUCUGACGGAUAUAUUCAUUUUGGUGACCCAGUGUUACUUAUUAAUCCUGGCACUGAACAAAGUCAUUCCAGCACCCUCCAUUUUCCUCGAGCCCCCAUGGCAUUGACUAUGAAUGUUGAUCAAAGCAGAUUUAUGACAAGUAAACAAGUUGAUUCACCAUGUGAAGUGUGUGGUAGCAGGGUCAUAAUACCCUGUAUCAGAAAUACUUUUGUUAUUACAAGCGUUGAUGGUAGUUGCAAUGGUGAUCCUCUUCGAUAUGGACAGAGCUUUGCCCUCAAAACAAUGGACGGGAUCGCUGGACAGCUAUAUCUGACAAGUGAUAUGAAAUUAUUUCUGAAAUUUGCCAAAAAGUCACGGAUGCAACUCGUGAACCUGGUAGAUCAGUUCUCCUUCCUGAGUUGUUGGCAGGUCCUGUACUUGGACCCACAGAUGCGCCUUGAGUACGAUGGGUACCCAGUGCAAGCAAAUGUAAAAGUUCUUGUCAACCAUGUUCGUACAAAUCAGGCUUUAGCAGUUCUUCAGAAGCACUCCUUCUGGACGAUGUUUGGAAGAGAGCAUGAAAUUACUACUCACACCUUCCUCGAUACCCAUCGGGCUGAAGAGGACGUGAACCAUUGGAUAAUGGUCACAGGGGAUCCCAGUGUCCCUCAUGGAAUUAUGUUUCAUAUGCCUCCACCUGUUUGUGAAGACCCAGAACCAAAGAAAAAGCACAGCCAGGAGUCAUCUGACUGCUUCACACAAAAAUGAAGCUCACUUCAUACCUUCUGAUCCACCAUGAUUUAUUUGAAUAGAAACACAUCAGUUCUCCUUCCCCAACCUGAAUUUAUCUUUAAUCAACUGGAUGAUUCCUUACAUGAGCUUCAUUUUCAUAGAGUAUUGAAUAUAAUCAAUCAGAAAGUGUUCUGGGAAGCUUCAAGCUUCUACAAUUUGUGCAAAAUGUCAUAAUGUUCCCUGUAAUCAAAAUCCAACAAGGAAUGAGAAGCAAAGGUAAAAUGAUGACAAAUAUGUUCUUUAGCGAAACCAACUGAAUGCA
Molecule: messenger RNA, 1283 nt
Organism: Pristis pectinata (smalltooth sawfish)
Lineage: Eukaryota; Metazoa; Chordata; Chondrichthyes; Rhinopristiformes; Pristidae
Gene: cfap161
Product: cilia and flagella associated protein 161
Exons: 7
Coding region: 26-997 (323 amino acids)
Biological process (GO): cilium assembly
Cellular component (GO): motile cilium
Source: RefSeq, a predicted model, not a curated record